GUAAUAUCUGUACAAAGAAGCGUUCAAAUUUUCGUGCGACUAGAAGACGUUACUUUAGUAUCAGGAAUUCGGUCGACGCGAGCCAUGGAAGUGGUGGGUAUACCGUGGAAUUUGUGGGCAUUAGGCGUCUAAAAGCCAUGCGCCAAGAUGUCACAGCUAGGGAUAUCAUGCGGAGCCAUUACCGUACAAUACAUCAGGGAUUCAUCAAGAAAAUAAGUUGAAUCUAAGCCUGUCCAUGUCAUGCACUCGGGGCCUACAGAUACCUUCAUGUUCAAGAGACAAAGUACGUCGCUACAGAACGUUGCUAGUGACUCCUAGUGCGCAUGAGUCCCACGAUGUGUCCAUCACUGCAUGAGCCGUGGUAAUCGUCUUCCGUCGCGUGAUUCUCCAUCCUGGUUUAACCUGAUCGCCGCUUUUUAAAAACCUGUCGUUCCGAUGAGGUGACGAGAUGUCGAGGGCAUAAAUCGUGAUAACUCUCAGAUUUCUGUGCGAAGCGGCUGGUUCCAAGUGCAAACAUGUGCCCACUCAGUUUUUAACGAAUGCAUUUACCCAGCACGAAGAUGGCCCAAGAUACGGACGAUAUCAACUUGACUCCUCAAGAAUUACAGAUAUUAUCCGAGUUAGACAGCCGGCAGUUUGGCUUCUUAAAAUUAAACUCACCGGAGCAAUCGAAAAGGAAAGCUUUAGUCGUUCGUGCAAUAAAAUAUUUGGAAAGGAUGCUGGUCCAGGCCCAAGCCGAGAAGCAGAGGAGGAAAGCAGAUAGUACAAAAAUGAAUGUUGACGACUUAAAAGACGACGAGGAAGACAAAGGGAUCAGCAUCGAUCCUAAAACGUACUGUAAACUAGGACAUUUCCAUUUACUCUUAGAAGAUUAUAGUAAAGCUAUGUCUGCGUAUCAAAAGUUCUACUCGCUGAAGGGGGACUACUGGAAGGAUGCAUCCUUUUUGUAUGGUCAGGGCCUGGUCUACUACCACUUCAACGCCUUCCAAUGGGCCGUGAAAGCGUUCCAGCAGGUGCUAUGGGUGGAACCAGGAUUUCCACGAGCCUGCGAGGUUCAUUUACGGCUCGGCUUAAUGCUGAAGGUCCACGCUGACUUUGACGCCGCCUUGAAGCACCUGACACUCGCUCUGAUCGAUGCCACGACACCUGCCUCGUUCUCCAAGCUCGAAAUAAAAUUUCACAUAGCCCAUUUACACGAAGUCCAGGGGAAGUAUCGUCUGGCCAAGGAGCACUACGAGGCGUUGCUCAAGGAAAAGAAUCUGCCCUCGCAUCUGAAGGCCGACAUUUGCCGCCAAUUAGGAUGGAUGUAUCACGUGGUUGACUGCUCGGUGCUUGGUAUAACGAGACAGCAGAAACAAGUAAUCGCCAUCCACUGUCUGCAAAAGUCCAUCGAAGCGGAACCAAAGAGCGGGCAAAGCCUUUAUCUGCUCGGACGUUGCCUCGCCGCUUCUGGAAAAGUUCAUGAUGCGUUUAUUGCUUACAGAAAUUCGGUGGAAAAAUCCGAAGGGAAUGCUGACACGUGGUGCAGCAUAGGCGUCCUUUAUCAACAGCAGAAUCAGCCUAUGGACGCAUUACAGGCGUAUAUAUGCGCGGUACAGUUAGACAAAUCGCAUUCGGCAGCGUGGACUAAUCUGGGCAUUUUAUACGAAAGCGUUAGUCAGCCGAAAGACGCGCUAGCUUGUUACGUCAACGCAUCCAGGGGUAAUAAUAAUACACCGAACUGCACGGGAUCAUUGGCGGGCCUUGGUGGUGCCAAGUCCGGUGGUAACACCCCGAUGAACCCAUCGCUUCAACAGCGCAUUAACUUUCUACAGAGCCAUUUAAGCCAAGCACCAAUGCCUUCCGUCGCCACAAAGAGGCGGCAAUUGCCGUCUAUAGAAGAGGCUUGGAACUUACCCAUCAGCGCUGAGAUGUCCAGCAGGCAACAACAGCAGCAGCAGCCAUCGAGUGGUCCGGGUUACAAGUACGGUAGUACUCCCUCUGGUCCUCCGCCGCCUUACCCCCAAGGACAAACGCAGAAUCUGAACACGAAGCGAUUUAAACCGGGAGAGGAACCUAUAUCCCCGGGUACGCAACAACGACCGCCUCUGUUCUAUCUCACGCCUCAGCAGCUGCAAAUGCUACAGUUCCUCCAACAGAAUCACGGCAGUUUAGCGCCGCAACAGCAAGGUCUGCUUGCUCAGUUGCAACAACAAUACAGAUUGAUGCAGCAACACCAACAGCAAAUUAGAUUGCAACAACAGCAAGCUGCUCAGAGAGGGCUGAGGCCCGGGCAACCUGGUUACCCUACGGGCUACGGUCACGCGCAAUUGGGACAACCUGGUAUAAUCAAGAACUAUGGAAUACCUCAGCAGCCGCUACAGCAAGGUGGAACCGUUGCAUUGCAGACCGGAUUUUCGGACUCGAACGUCGGUUACAACACGGCGGCGACUGGGAAUAGCCAAACGCCACCGGGUAUGCCUUACAAGUCGGCCUCCGAUCCGAGCUAUCCUCAGAGGCAACUGUCGUCCGGCCAGUACAACCAGUACCAGCCGAAUCAGUACACUGCCCAGGGUUACACUCAGAUAUCGUCGACGACGAGCAAUUACCCGGAAGGUUCCGCGGGGAAUAAGGACCUGGGGGUCACGGAUCAAGAGUUACAAGCCCUGUUGUCGCAGAAGGAUAUUGCGACGUCGUUAGCAGAGGAUCUGUUGAAGCACUUCGGCUCGGAAGACUUGGACGUGAAAGAGGAGGCACCGAGUAUCAUGAAUAACGGUACUCUGAGCUCGGGUCCGUUCUCGCCGUCGAAUCUGGAAGAUAGCACCGAGAAGAUCAAGGAGGUGAAAUUGGAGAAGGCGGAAGACAGCCGACCGUCGUCCACGUCGUCGAAGCUCGAGACGUACGAGAAGAGUAACGCGAAGCCGUCGACGGUCGAGACGGUGAAGUGCGAGGCAACGUCGAGUACAAAUAAGAUCGAGCCGGUCGCCAGGGUCGAACCGGUGCUGAAACUAGAGAGCUUGUGCGAUUCGCAACCGGAGCAGGAACUUAGCAUAGAUAUGGACUCGAAGGCGAUCAUAGAAGCGUGCAGGGGCCGGGGUCUGAAGGGUGUACCGAACUGUUCGAUACUGAGCGAUCGUUCGCCGCCGCCCGCUCCCCCGGAUCCUCCGACCCAGAGACUGACCAAGGAACAACUCCUGCCACCGACCCCUAGCGUGUAUUUAGAAAAUAAGAAGGACGCGUUCAGUCCUCAGCUCCAAGAGUUUUGUCUGAAACACCCGAUAGCCGUUAUCCGUGGCCUGGCAGCCGCUUUGAAGUUGGACCUCGGUCUGUUCUCGACGAAAACGUUGGUAGAAGCGAAUCCGGAUCACGGUAUCGAGGUGAGGACGCAGAUGCAGCAAACUAGCGACGAAAACUGGGACCCCGUGAUGGGGAGGAAAGUCUGGGGCUGCAUCAGCCAUAGGAGUCACACGACUAUCGCGAAAUACGCGCAAUACCAGGCCUCCAGCUUUCAAGAGAGUUUGAAAGAGGAAAGGGAAAAGGCUCAGGGCAUACACCCUUCGAAUUUAUCCGACUCGGACUCGAAGGACAGCACGGGUGUCGUCAGGAGGAAGAAGAACGCCUUCGGAUUGGCAGGUCGACCUGGUACGAAGAUGUUACGAUUUGGGACCAAUGUAGAUUUAUCCGACGAGAGGAAAUGGAAACCUCAGCUUCAAGAACUAAUGAAGUUACCGGCGUUCGCAAGGGUCGUAUCUGCUGGGAAUAUGCUCAGUCACGUCGGCCACGUUAUCUUAGGCAUGAACACUGUUCAAUUGUACAUGAAGGUGCCCGGUAGUAGAACACCCGGUCACCAGGAAAACAACAAUUUUUGUUCUAUUAAUAUCAAUAUUGGACCCGGGGAUUGCGAGUGGUUCGCGGUGCCCGAUGCAUACUGGGGUGUAAUUUGUUCGCUGUGCGAGCGGAACAAUAUCAAUUAUCUUCACGGCAGUUGGUGGCCUUCAUUAGAGGAUCUGUACGAGGAGAACAUUCCUGUGUACAGGUUUCUGCAAAGGCCAGGUGAUCUCGUCUGGGUCAAUGCGGGCUGUGUGCACUGGGUUCAAGCCGUCGGAUGGUGUAACAAUAUCGCAUGGAACGUGGGUCCUUUGACCGCGCGUCAGUAUCAAUUGGCGAUCGAACGUUACGAAUGGAACAAACUGCAAUCGUUCAAAUCGAUAGUACCGAUGGUACACUUAUCGUGGAACUUGGCAAGGAAUAUAAAAGUGUCGGAUCCGAGACUGUUCGAACUGAUUAAAAACUGCCUGCUGAGGACAAUGAGACAGUGCUGCUUAAUAUUAGAGUUUGUAAAGAACAAGGGUGUCGAAGUUCGAUUUCACGGACGAGGGAAGAACGAGGCUUCGCAUUACUGCGGCCAGUGUGAGAUCGAGGUGUUCAAUAUCUUGUUCAUCAGGGAACAAGAGAAACGACACGUGGUGCACUGUAUGGACUGCGCGAGAAAGCAAUCUCCGUCAUUGGAAGGCUUCGUUUGCCUUGAAGAGUACAGAAUGCGCGAUCUGAUGGACGUUUACGACGGAUUUACUUUGCACAGCUCGUUAGCAACUCCCUCAUCGAUUCAGUCUAGCCAGUCCUCCUGAGAAUACAUGCAACACAGAUAUUUGGACUUCUUGGGCACCCUGCAGUGACUCCGACAGUCCAAUUUCUGUGUUCGACAUGGAACUCUUUCCUCUAACCAUUGUUCAAGUAUGUACCUGAGAGCUAUCGACGGAAGAAAAGAACCUGGUGAAAUUUUCGUACGUUCAACGAUCUUUGAGACAUCUCUGACAACGAUCAUUUUAAGGUACGCACAAUGUUUGUUGAAGCGGUUGAAAAUUUUAACUAUCUCUCGACGAUCGGUCAGCACCGUUUCAACGAUACCAAACGAAGGAAUUUCCUAUCGAACCGAUAUGAAAUCUGCAAGCGAUUGACUUAGCUCUCGGGUAUAGAAAAUUGAAGCUUAGUAAACGAAAGAAGACUGCGUUUUACAUAUAAAUCACAUCAUCUGGCAAUCGCCUUUGAUCGCAUCCGCGUUUCUUAUCGGGUCUUUCGCAUUACAGAAAAACGUGCAUUUAAUAUUGUGCGUUUAGCGGGCGACAAAUUCUUCUUUUUUUUUAUCGUAUUUUAUUUUAUUCGCGAUUGAAUCGGCAAAAGGAAAAUUCUAAUUUCCGUGUAAAUCAUAUGUUCACUGCCAAUUGUGAAUACGUACGUUGAAGGAUUACGCUUAGUCCAAAGCGAUGAGGGAUUUAGCUGUCGUUAAUUAUUGUUACGGAUUAAGAUACGAUUGUAAAGUAAUUGCAAAGCUGCUCAAAACAUACUUGUACAUUUUGUAUACAAAUGGAUUAACGGUUAUUGAUUUUUAUGAAAUUGGCUAAGUUUCGAGUGUUCUACUGCCAAUUACGGUUCAAUGUUCUCGCGUAGUAAUUUGCCGAGAAUAUUAUUAUCGGGCUUUUUUAUAAAUUCAUUCGCGGAAGCAAUGGAAGAGGCAUCCGCGACAGAUAUCUUGUUUCGGGUAAUUGAAUUAUUAUCGCGGCUCUAAAAUAUUUGUACAGUAAACAAUUCGUAGUAGUAAUUAGUAAAAGAAUAACGAUUUACUUGUCUGAAAUGGAAAGUGAGCUAUGAACAGCUUGUGGAACGGCGUUUCUCAAUUUCGAAUAUUGUGAUCUUUUUCUUGGUACGGACGGGGAACGCAUUUAUAUCUGAGGCUACGAGAUCGCAAUCGUGCGUUUAACUAUUCGUUAACAAUUCGUAGAAUGGCGAAGCAAAAGAUAUUUAUUAACCAUAGUUGAAUUUAUUUUUAAUCACGCGACACGAUGAUUUAUACAAUUUACUCGACAAAUAAGAUGUUAUUUAAAUGAAUCUGACGGCGGUAGAUGAAAAAUUGGGAAACGCUGACGAUACAAACAGAGGUUAGACAGUGGAUAACGUAAGAAAUGUACCUUCGAUUUAAACUCAGUCUCGUCAAUUCGCGUUGGCGUUUAUUAACAAUGCCGGUUGUUGUACGUGCCAGAAAAGAAUUUUACUUACUUACUUACCACAAAAGUGUAUAAAUUAGGACGAUUCUCGUUCCGCCGAAAGGAAGAAAAUGUAUUUUCACAAACGUGUGAGAGGGAGGGAGCGCAAGCGGGAGAAAAUGGGAAAAAGCAAACAGACAAAAAAAGAAAAAUAUGAGAGAAACGAUAGAUACGUACCGGUAAAUAGAGUCAUCGAAGAACGACGUAUUUUUGAAAAUCCUAGGAAAUGCUAGUCCCAUCGAUGUUAGUUUAACGAACGAACAACUGCAUUUCUUUUGUACGCGCGCGAACGAUUUGCGAAAAAAACGUUUCGCCAUUCGAUUGCAAUAUGUUACGUAUAAGCACGUAUAUGUACACAGUAUAUUAUAUAUAUAUACAUAUAUAUAUAUAUAUUUCUACAUCCUUAUAGAGCAAUGACCGUAUGUAACGCUAGUUUUCCGGUUUAGUCCGCGAAUUUCAUGAUCAUUUAGAACGCGAACGUAAAACGACGGGUUCGAGCAAACUCGUGUCCAAAAGUAUUUUAAUCCAUGCACUCUCAAAAUGAUCUCAACGCAUAUAAUAUUGGCUUAACCGACGAGUUUUCGCCAAUAUUUCGAACUGACUUGACGACUUCGACUAACGGUUAAUAAAUUAUGUAUAAAUAUAUUUAAUGUAAAGGAUUAGUAGAAUUAUGCGACGCGAACGAAUCGAAACGGGACGGCUCAACAGAUUCGAACUGAGAACGACUUCUCCGCUCACCUUAUAGUGUAAAAUUUGAGGAAUCUCGAUCGCAGCGCCGUGCAUCCAGGAACGGUGAAAUUCAGAUUGUGAAUUGCUUUCUCACUGUUCCUCGAUGACCUAAUGACUGGGUUAGUUAUCGCCGUAGAUAUUGACUAUUCUUACCACGAUUCUGACUCUCGACUCUCGUGCCACAGCAUGUUUUCUUCCGCGAAGGAUCGUAGAGCCGACAGAGGUUUAAUUUUAAAUUUCAACAAUCCGUGGCAGCCAUCAUGAAUUCCUGCGCAGACCCCUUACGCAUCGGUGGCCAUCAUGCAUUUCGUUCUACGCCCCGCCUGUUCCCCUACCUUCCCGUCGAAUGCGUUGCUAGGCAACGCCGGCUCGUUCGUAACGGUCAUUAUGCGCAGACACUACGCGCAGCCACUUCGUGUUCGCGCGUCGUACUGUUUGUUUGAAUUCUGUACAUCACGUCAUCGUCCUACCCUACGUACCAGCGAUCGACUUCAAACCUUAGUACGCACAUAGUUGUUCGAAUUAAUAUCAUCUUAAAACAUUGAUUUCGAGGUAAAUAUCGAGAAGUUUGCGAACAUUUUAUCUUAAUUUAAGUUGGAACCCAAGUUUUACUAUUUGUCAACGAACGACGCCGCGGUUGAAAUUCCUCACAUCUUACAAGACUGCGUGGACCGCUUUGUAAUCUGCUUUGCUGUGAAUCGUAAUUUGGUAAGAAUUGCUCGUUACAGGUAAUUUUAAUCUCUUUACAAAGUUCUGUAAUAUACUUUUUAUAACACGUGCAUAAAUCCACGUGCAUUCUCGGCGCCUAUAAAGUGGAGCGAAAAUACCGGUUUUAUUUCUCAGGCAGGAAAACUCUAAAAUGAGUACUUUCACUUAAUAUAUUUAUAUAUAUGUAUAUAUAUUAUAUACUUGAGUGGAAGACUCGAAAAAUUCUAUCUUCGCUCCACUUUGUAGACGACAAAAAAUGGUCAUGUUUCAUUUAAAAAUGAAGAAUACACUUGGAAAUCACAUUAAAAACGAUUCACAGCAAUAACGAUUCGAGUUUGUUUGUAGUUUAAGAUUUUUUAAAAAGUGCUUCGUACAGCGAGAGAUUACAUUUACAGAUAAACUUGGCAUUGGAACUGAUUUUCUUGAUAAUUAAAUUCAUGUCAGAUGUUGUAUGUAAAUGGAAUGUCCGCGAUGAAACCGGAAAUAAUCUUAUGAAGUACUUUCCGAUCGAUCAUUAGUAAAGGAAUUUGUGAAUCAUUGGUGAAAAGGUACGUGAAAAGAAUCGUUUCCUUGAGAAUUUCUUUCUGUCUCAGCACAUUUCAUAGAAGUAUGCUGCGACUGUGCAGGAUCACGUGAAGGUCUGAUAUGUAAAAUUUGAAAAAUCGACAGUAUUACCAUUAAAAAAAAUUUGUCGUAGCGUCUCGUCUGUCUGAUAGAUGAGAACGAAAGAUUAUAGGGUCAUUUAGAAAAUGGAAAUGAAGCUCAGUGAUUGAUGCGGAAACGUUAUACUCUUAGGAGAAUUAAAUACGAACUAUUGGAGCUGUAAAAAUGUUUAAUAUAAGCUUUCGGGUACCAUUCGUGUUUUAGUUACAAUUGAAUUGGUCUUUGGAGAGUUCAGAUUCGCUAGUCUAUUAUGUAAUUAUAUGUACGUUCGGAGUUGACACGGUCUCGUGUUUCCAAUUUGAUCAGUCGAUCCGUGUGUCAUGUGCUUUUAAUCGAUCGAUCAGUCGUCGAUUUAGCUAGAGAAAGGUGAAGCCAGGGAGAACUUGAACUAGAAUGAACUCGAGCAAUUAGAUGUAAUUAACUUAGGGUUUAAUGAAAAUGUAAUUAACUGUAAAUAUUUAAUCUCUUUUGUAAGCCAGAAAUACGAGCAGCAGAUUUGUACGAUGAGCAUACCAUCCUCGUAACGAUCACACUCGGUCGUUUGCCCCGCGCGUACGCAGAUCUUGUAAAAUUCUUGUAUUUUGAUACUGAGAAAUGCGACGUUUACGGUUUCUAGAAAGUUAUGCAAUAUAGUAUUGCGCACAAACGCUAGAGAAUUACCAUAGAGAAAUGACCCCGAACACGCUGAUCCACAUAGAACUUUCUUGGCGCGCGUAACGAAAUUGCUGCGCGUAUCGAAAUAAAUCAGAGAUCCACAAAAGUGAAUGAGAAGAAAAGAACACGCGUAAAAUAUUUUCGCUAAACUCACGUAGGAAGAAUUUAAGUUCUAUGUAAUUAUCGACCGAUGUAAACAGACGUGAAGAAAAGUAUUUAUUUUUCCUGAGCAACUGACCGUAGCGAAGAGAGAAGAGAGAAAAUAAUAUUUUCGCACUCGUCUGUAAAGCGAUGGAAAAUCUGUAGCAAUAUAGAAAAGAAUUUUCGAAGCAAAGAGGAUGACGACGAUUUCAAGUAGCUUGCAAAACUUGUAAAACUGUAUUUAAAAAUGAAAGAAAGAAAUAUGUGAGAACGUUCA
Ceratina calcarata is the source of this 9192-nucleotide messenger RNA. RefSeq names its product Utx histone demethylase (gene Utx). Gene Ontology annotation, molecular function: chromatin DNA binding; RNA polymerase II cis-regulatory region sequence-specific DNA binding; histone H3K27me2/H3K27me3 demethylase activity. NCBI's taxonomy places the organism in Eukaryota, Metazoa, Arthropoda, Insecta, Hymenoptera, Apidae. Gene Ontology annotation, cellular component: MLL3/4 complex. Gene Ontology annotation, biological process: regulation of gene expression. The transcript has 14 exons. The coding region runs from base 540 to 4607 and encodes 1355 amino acids. The record is from RefSeq and is a predicted model, not a curated record.